UGUUUGUCUACACAUCGUACGGACAGAGGUUAAGAGGCGGAGACAGUGAGUGAUCCCGGGGUAACUAAACAGGCGUUUUCUGUUAAGCGCUUCAGAGCUGCUUUCACCUGCACAGGACUCAGUCUCAGGCUGUACAUGGAGAUCUCCGCGGACUCCGGAUGGAUGAUGCUGCCUACGCCGGACUCGGACGUUCCUCACGCAGGCUUGGGGCAGAGCACCGGGUACAUGGAGCCAUCAUUCUUACCUCUGGACGAAAUGGAUGGAUUCCUCAGUCAUACUGAUUCUCAAGCACAUCACUAUUUCCACACGCAGACACGAACAUCUUAUGGUCAAGUUCCAGCUCGGCUUCACGGUGGGUCUAUGUGCCAUCCUCACUUUCUACACACGCAAGCUUACCCUUGGCUGGAGGGCAGUAAAUCGACUCCUUCCGUGGUCGAAGCCAUAACCUGGUCACAGAGUCCUUUGGGAAAGGCUGCUGGAGGAACCGCUGUCGGGAUCUCGCCGGUGUAUCCAGGCCCGUGCGCUCAUGGCUCAGCUCCACUGGCGACGCGCUGCAGCACUCAGUUCUACUACCUGCCCCCUACACCGCCCACUGCCGCGGCUCCGGAGCCGGACGCCACCAAGUACCCGGCAGUUCUUCUCGAUGUGACGAAAAUGCAGACCACAGGCCCUCUCCAGAACUGUACGGCGCACGAGGCGGCUCCUGCGCGUGCGUUUCCUGCGUAUACACUAGCAGGGGCGCGCGAGCACGCGGCCGGUUUGUACUGCAAGAGCGCAGUAGAGCUGACGUCCAACCUGAAGGUCAAAGGGCGCACUUGUGCGGAAGGACGUGAGUGCGUAAACUGUGGGGCUACCUCUACUCCCCUGUGGCGACGAGAUGGCACAGGUCAUUAUUUGUGUAAUGCAUGUGGACUUUAUCACAAAAUGAAUGGCCAGAACCGACCACUCAUCAGACCCAAACGUCGACUGUCAGCGGCCAGGAGAGCAGGUACUUGCUGUUCAAACUGCCACACUGGCACCACCACACUGUGGAGACGUAACACCAAUGGAGAGCCUGUUUGCAAUGCCUGUGGCCUCUACUACAAACUGCACAAUAUGAACCGGCCACUCACCAUGAAGAAGGAAGGCAUCCAGACUCGCAACAGAAAAACAACCACCAAAUCUAAACGAAGGAAAGGCGAGAGUUCUUGUCAAUUUAAUUUCAGUAGAUUCAUGCAGGACAACAUUUCUCAUCACGUUAGCCUGACACCUCCUGUUGAGUUUCAUCCAGCCUUCAGCCACAUGCAUCAUCCCAACUUGGUGACUGCUCUGACUUGAGCACAAGGUGGAGAACUAUUUGUGCACCAGUGAAAUCACAGAAACCUUUAUUUAAAUGAUUAAGGUGUUUUAGAUGGAUAUGUUUUUGUACAUUCAAGGAUUAAAGUGAUGUCCAUUUUUUUAUUAUCAUAAGCUGACUGUAAUAAUGUGCACUUUAUACCAAAACCCUGUGACAUAUUCUAGGGCGGUUUUUAUAUAAUAAGCUUUUUUUAUGCAAAUACUGCAUUUUUUGGGGGGUUAUAUUAGAAUUACACAGUCACAAUAUUUGAGGGUUGCAAAAGAGGUACAAAAGGCAACCAUAAGUUUCCAUGCUGUUAAAUCAGGAUUUUACAGUUCACGUACAUGCUAUGAAAGUACUCUGUGUGCGUGUGUGUGUGUGUGUGUGUGUGUGAAUGAUAAAACUUUGAAUGCUAAACAUUGCAAAAGUCUUGUGCUAUUUGUUAUUUGAUGAUGCCACUUUCACCAUAUCCUUAAUGAUAUGACAACAGUUUUAAAAAUAACACAUUGAACAGCAUUUCAGAAACUAGCUCUCCCUGUUUACCUCCCUUCAGUGAAGCUGAAAUGUUCAUAUAUUGUACCCAUGUCACUAAAUAAAAUGAUAUUUAUCUGAUUUGAGAAAUGCCCAAUACAGUGAUUCUGAUUCUUUGUCAU
Clarias gariepinus (North African catfish) is the source of this 1968-nucleotide messenger RNA. It is a transcript of the gene gata2b, whose product is annotated as GATA binding protein 2b. Gene Ontology annotation, molecular function: zinc ion binding; DNA-binding transcription factor activity, RNA polymerase II-specific; RNA polymerase II cis-regulatory region sequence-specific DNA binding. Gene Ontology annotation, biological process: positive regulation of transcription by RNA polymerase II; negative regulation of transcription by RNA polymerase II; cell fate commitment. NCBI's taxonomy places the organism in Eukaryota, Metazoa, Chordata, Actinopteri, Siluriformes, Clariidae. The coding region runs from base 136 to 1317 and encodes 393 amino acids. Gene Ontology annotation, cellular component: nucleus. The record is from RefSeq and is a predicted model, not a curated record. The transcript has 5 exons.